Molecule: messenger RNA, 1803 nt
Organism: Penicillium expansum
Lineage: Eukaryota; Fungi; Ascomycota; Eurotiomycetes; Eurotiales; Aspergillaceae
Product: NACHT domain protein
Exons: 5
Coding region: 1-1803 (600 amino acids)
Source: RefSeq, a predicted model, not a curated record
AUGGCGUCUCACAGCUCUUUGCGUCUUUCUGAUGCGUUUCAGAACGCUAAACAAGACUUUUUGGACUCGCUCAAAGACCCCUCACUAUUCAACAGCAUCUCUACCGUUACCUCGAUACAUGACGUCUAUGCAUUUACUAGUCAGCUGCAGGAGGAUCAAAGUAAGCGCCAUGGAUUACGAAAUCUUCGCAAGAUUAGUUCAUACUUGGAUCGACUGAAACAGUUUGCCGGUGUUAUCGAGGUGUUUGUCUCGGCUAAGCCCGAGAUUUUGGCACUGAUUUGGGGGCCAAUCAAGCUCCUGCUACAGAUGUCGGACAAUUUGACGAAAUCCUUUGAUGCGAUCGUGGAAGCUAUGGCAAUCAUUGGGAACAAGUUACCACUAUUCGAGUCCUAUGUCAUGCUUUUUAAGGAGAAUGAUCGAGUCGCCGAUGUGUUAGUGUUGUUCUACAAGGAUAUCUUGGACUUCUACGAAGUCACAUUGAAUUUAUUUACGGCAAAGCGCUGGGUUUUUGUGUUCGAUUCUGUGUGGCCAAGACACAAAGCCAAAAUCAGUGUUGUCGUCGGCAAUAUUGAGCAGCACUGUCUAUUGAUGACCGAUCAAGUCACUUUGGAGAAUAUCAGUGGAGCGCAUAAAGCCCGAAUCGAAGAUAUGAAUCGAUGGCAGCGAAACUUUGAAUUUCAGGAACGGCAAGACUUCAAAAGUGUCGAAGACUACAUCUCCCCGAGGUUAUAUGAUGACGAGCUCGACAGAUUGCAACGGACGGUCUAUGAGCGAACUGGACGGUGGCUCCAAAGGGAGCAGACCUUGAAAAAAUGGAUAGACACAAGUGAUAAAUCAACGAAAGUUGUCUGGCUACAAGGGAUACCUGGAGCAGGCAAAACUCAUAUUUCAUCCAUCAUCGUGGACAAGUUGAGAGGUCUAUCACACACAACACUGUUUGCAUUUCUGAGCUACAAGCAAGGUCAAACGUCGACGGUUUCGAUCAUACACUCGCUGAUAUUCCAACUUGUUAUUGGCAUGGAGAGCUUUGAUGAAAUUCUCAAACAAGAUUUAAGAGCAAAGCUCUUUCACACAUUCCAGUCAAGCCAAAGGAACCUGAAAAGCAGCACCAAAUUUGCUCGGCAAACCUUGAUAGAAUUACUUAAAUGUGUUGGUCCGACCUACAUAAUCAUUGACGGUCUUGAUGAACUUCCCAAGAGCGACCAUAGGGUGGAAAUCCUGAAGGAACUCCUAGAGAUGUUGAAUGUGUCGGCGGAAACACGACUACUAAUCAGCAGUAGAGCACAGGAUGAAAUUGCUGCAGUGUUAAAGGCAACAACGAAGAUCAUUCGCGUUGAUGAAAAUAACAGUGGCUGUAUCCAGGCAUACGUCUCUGUCAAAAGUGAAAGUUGGCUCGCCGAAUCUGGGUUUGAUGAACAUGCUUGUUCAGAGAUCAAGGGCAUGUUUCUCUACGCAAGAGUGGUGAUGGACAAUAUUCAAAUGUGUCACACCUCUGACCAAGUUCAAAAUGAAUUGGCCGUUCUACCAGAGAGCUUGGAUGAAGCAUAUGCCCGUGUGUUUCAGCGACUUGAUGAUUUCCCAUUUUCGUCGAAGGUAAUGUCUCGACGAGCCUUGGGGUGGAUUGGAUGCUCUCCAAUUCCAAUCAAAAUCCAGGAACUAAGCUUUGCGUUGGGUCUUGACCCCGACGGGAAGAGUGGACUACCUCGUAUCGAGAGCGUGCUGAAUAUUGUUCGGCUUUGUGGACCUAUUGUUGAAACAUUUGAUGAUCACGUUUACUUCGUCCACUUUACAGUUAAGGAGUGA